Cercopithifilaria johnstoni is the source of this 7062-nucleotide messenger RNA. Lineage: Eukaryota; Metazoa; Nematoda; Chromadorea; Rhabditida; Onchocercidae. The record is from the annotation of a GenBank genome assembly.
AUGUCAUUACCAGCAUCAGCGCCAUUUAAUAAUGUAACUUCACAAUCUGGAACUUUUUUUCAACCACCCACACAACCGCAGUCAGGAGGUCAUCAUGCUGGGCCACCACAAAUGCUUCCUGAAAAUAUUCUGGAAGAGAAGGCACGGAAGUGGAAACAGUUGCAGUCAAAACGUUAUGCGGAGAAACGGAAAUUUGGUUUUGUUGAUUCACAAAAGGAAGACAUGCCACCAGAGCAUGUGCGGAAAAUUAUUCGUGAUCACGGCGACAUGACAUCACGGAAAUAUCGACAUGAUAAACGAGUUUAUUUGGGAGCUUUGAAGUAUAUGCCCCAUGCAGUUUUGAAACUUCUUGAGAACAUGCCAAUGCCAUGGGAGCAAAUUCGUGAUGUCAAGGUGCUUUAUCACAUAACGGGCGCAAUAACAUUCGUGAAUGAAAUCCCUCGUGUGAUUGAACCAGUAUACAUGGCGCAGUGGGGUACAAUGUGGAUAAUGAUGAGACGAGAGAAAAGGGAUCGAAGACAUUUCAAGCGCAUGCGUUUCCCGCCGUUUGAUGACGAAGAACCACCGCUGGAUUAUGCUGACAACAUUCUGGACGUAGAACCUUUAGAGCCAAUUCAGAUGGAACUUGACCAAGAUGAAGAUAAAACUGUUGCAGAGUGGUUUUAUGACCACAAACCGUUGGCUACAACUAGAUUUGUUAAUGGAACAACAUAUCGACGUUGGGCGUUCAGUAUACCUAUGAUGGCUACUCUGUAUCGUCUCGCCAAUCAGUUAUUGACUGAUCUUGUGGAUGAUAACUAUUUUUACUUGUUUGAUUUAAAAUCAUUUUUCACGGCCAAAGCUUUAAAUGUCGCAAUUCCUGGUGGCCCGAAAUUUGAACCAUUGGUCAAAGAUCUCAAUGCGCUCGACGAAGAUUGGAAUGAGUUUAACGAUAUAAACAAAGUGAUCAUUCGAGCUCCCAUUCGUACUGAAUAUCGAAUUGCUUUCCCUUUUAUGUAUAAUAAUCUUAUCAACAGUUUGCCAGUGCAGGUGUCUUGGUACCACACUCCCUCUGUCGUUUUUAUCAAAACGGAGGAUCCAGAUUUACCAGCAUUUUAUUACGAUCCUCUGAUUAAUCCAAUAGCUCAGCGCUCAGCGGAGAAGAAUAAGGAACCAUCUUCAAUCGAUGAUGAGGAUUUCAUUUUGCCGGAAGAAGUUGAAGCAAUAUUCAGUGAAACGCCACUUUAUACAGAAAACACUGGUAAUGGGAUAGCUCUGAUGUGGGCACCACGACCAUUUAAUAUGCGUUCAGGUCGAACACGAAGAGCGAUAGAUGUGCCGCUUGUAAAAUCGUGGUACCGGGAACACUGUCCAUCUGGAAUGCCGGUGAAAGUUCGUGUUUCGUAUCAAAAAUUACUUAAAGUUUUUGUGCUGAAUGCAUUGCGUCAUCGACCACCAAAACCUCAAAAGCGACGUUAUCUGUUUCGGUCAUUCAAAUCAACGAAGUUUUUCCAAUCGACCACGCUCGAUUGGGUUGAAGCUGGUUUGCAAGUAUUGCGACAAGGCUACAAUAUGCUUAAUUUAUUAAUUCAUCGCAAGAAUUUGAAUUAUCUUCAUUUGGAUUAUAAUUUCAACUUGAAGCCAGUGAAAACAUUAACAACUAAGGAACGCAAAAAGUCUCGCUUCGGUAAUGCGUUCCAUUUGUGCCGUGAGAUUUUACGUCUUACAAAAUUGGUGGUUGAUGCCCAUGUUCAAUAUCGAUUGAACAAUGUGGAUGCUUACCAACUUGCGGAUGGCUUGCAAUACAUUUUUUCUCAUGUUGGCCAACUUACGGGCAUGUAUCGCUAUAAAUACAAAUUAAUGAGACAAGUUCGUAUGUGUAAAGAUUUGAAGCACCUGAUUUAUUAUCGAUUCAAUACCGGACCUGUAGGUAAGGGGCCAGGAUGUGGUGUGUGGGCACCGGGAUGGCGAGUAUGGCUUUUCUUCAUGCGCGGAAUUACCCCACUUCUGGAACGAUGGCUUGGAAAUCUUUUGUCGCGACAGUUUGAAGGUCGUCACUCAAAGGGUGUUGCGAAAACUGUGACCAAGCAAAGAGUAGAAUCCCACUUUGACCUCGAACUAAGAGCUGCUGUAAUGCACGACAUCCUUGAUAUGAUGCCAGAAGGAAUCAAACAGAAUAAAGCACGAGUAAUCCUGCAGCAUCUGAGCGAGGCAUGGCGUUGUUGGAAAGCUAACAUACCGUGGAAGGUACCUGGACUACCGACACCGGUUGAAAAUAUGAUUUUGCGUUACGUAAAAGCAAAGGCAGAUUGGUGGACAAAUUCUGCUCAUUACAAUCGCGAACGCGUUCGCCGUGGUGCCACUGUUGAUAAGACUGUUUGCAAAAAAAAUCUUGGUCGCUUAACGCGCUUGUAUUUGAAAGCUGAACAGGAGCGACAGCAUAAUUACUUGAAGGACGGCCCAUAUAUUAGUGCUGAAGAAGCCGUAGCAGUUUAUACGACCACUGUACAUUGGCUCGAAUCAAGACGUUUUUCGCCUAUCCCCUUUCCUCCACUAUCAUACAAACAUGAUACUAAACUACUGAUUCUUGCACUAGAACGACUGAAGGAGGCAUAUUCAGUUAAAAACCGUUUAAAUCAAAGUCAAAGAGAGGAGUUGGCAUUAAUCGAGCAAGCAUAUGACAAUCCUCAUGAGGCGCUUUCACGUAUUAAACGACACAUGCUUACACAGCGAGCAUUCAAGGAAGUGGGGAUUGAAUUUAUGGAUCUCUAUUCUCACUUAGUACCUGUGUAUGAUAUUGAACCACUAGAAAAAGUGACGGAUGCUUAUUUGGAUCAAUAUCUAUGGUAUGAAGCAGAUAAGCGUCGACUGUUCCCAAAUUGGAUUAAACCGAGUGACACUGAACCACCUCCGCUUCUUACAUAUAAAUGGUGUCAGGGUAUCAACAAUUUACAAGAAGUUUGGGACACCGUUGAAGGUGAAUGUGAUGUCAUGUUGGAAGCAAGACUAGAAAAAGUUUAUGAAAAAAUGGAUUUAACAUUGCUGAACAGAUUAUUAAGACUGAUUGUGGAUCACAAUAUUGCCGACUACAUGACAGCAAAAAAUAACGUGUUAAUCAAUUACAAGGAUAUGAACCAUACCAAUUCGUUUGGUAUUAUUCGCGGUUUGCAGUUCGCAUCAUUUAUUGUGCAGUACUAUGGAUUGGUUUUAGAUCUCUUAAUUCUUGGUCUUAGAAGAGCAAGUGAAAUAGCUGGACCGCCUCAGUGUCCAAAUGAGUUCCUCACUUAUCAAGACGUUGCAACGGAGAUCGUGCAUCCUAUUAGGCUCUACUGUCGAUAUAUCGAUAAAAUUUGGAUUUUCUUCAGGUUCUUGGCUGACGAUGCAAGAGAUUUAAUCCAGCGCUAUUUGACCGAACAUCCAGACCCAAAUAAUGAGAAUAUAGUUGGUUAUAACAACAAAAAAUGUUGGCCGCGGGAUGCACGAAUGAGGCUAAUGAAGCAUGAUGUUAACUUGGGUCGUGCUGUUUUCUGGGAUAUCAAGAAUCGUUUACCACGAUCAGUUACCACAGUCGAAUGGGAGAAUUCAUUUGUGUCAGUGUACAGUAAAGAUAAUCCAAAUUUGCUGUUUGACAUGUGUGGUUUUGAAUGUAGAAUACUGCCGAAAUGCCGUAUGGCAACUGAGGAAUUGACACAUCGUGAUGGUGUUUGGAAUUUGCAGAAUGAGGUUACAAAAGAACGCACUGCACAAUGCUUCUUGAAAGUUGAUGAAGAAUCUUUAUUGAAAUUCCAUAAUCGUAUCCGGCAGAUUCUUAUGUCUUCUGGAUCUACUACCUUUACAAAGAUUGUGAACAAAUGGAAUACGGCGCUAAUUGGGUUGAUGACGUAUUUCAGAGAAGCUGUUGUUAACACUCAAGAAUUGUUAGAUUUGCUAGUGAAGUGUGAAAAUAAGAUCCAAACUCGUAUCAAGAUUGGACUAAACUCCAAAAUGCCUGCUCGCUUCCCACCUGUGGUUUUCUACACACCAAAAGAAAUCGGCGGAUUGGGUAUGCUUUCAAUGGGACAUGUGUUGAUUCCACAAUCUGAUUUGCGAUGGAUGAAACAAACCGACCAGGGUGGAAUUACUCAUUUCCGGAGUGGCAUGACGCAUGAUGAAGAUCAGCUUAUUCCAAACUUAUACCGUUACAUUCAGCCUUGGGAAGCUGAAUUUAUCGAUUCACAGCGGGUCUGGGCUGAAUAUGCUCUGAAAAGACAAGAAGCAAAUGCGCAAAAUCGUCGUUUAACUCUUGAGGAUUUGGAUGAUAGCUGGGAUCGUGGAAUCCCACGGAUCAAUACAUUGUUUCAAAAAGAUCGACAUACAUUGGCAUAUGACAAAGGGUGGCGAGUGAGGACGGAAUUCAAAACUUACCAGAUUCUGAAACAAAAUCCAUUUUGGUGGACACACCAACGGCAUGAUGGUAAAUUAUGGAAUUUGAAUAAUUAUCGUACGGAUAUGAUUCAAGCUUUGGGUGGUGUUGAAGGUAUUCUUGAACACACACUAUUUCGAGGUACGUAUUUUCCUACAUGGGAAGGUUUGUUUUGGGAACGUGCAUCUGGUUUCGAAGAAUCGAUGAAGUUCAAGAAAUUAACAAAUGCCCAGCGAUCUGGUUUAAAUCAAAUUCCGAAUCGACGUUUCACGUUGUGGUGGUCGCCUACUAUCAAUCGAGCUAAUGUCUACGUUGGUUUCCAAGUGCAACUUGAUCUCACUGGCAUUUUCAUGCAUGGCAAGAUUCCGACACUAAAAAUAUCGCUGAUUCAAAUAUUUCGUGCUCACUUGUGGCAGAAGAUCCAUGAAUCGGUUGUCAUGGAUUUGUGCCAGGUAUUCGAUCAAGAACUUGACGCGCUUGAAAUCCAGACCGUACAAAAAGAAACAAUCCAUCCUCGAAAAUCUUAUAAAAUGAAUAGCUCAUGUGCUGAUAUUCUUCUUUUCGCACAAUAUAAAUGGCACGUAUCUCGGCCAUCGUUAUUGGCUGACACGAAGGAUGUAAUGGACAACACGACUACGCAGAAGUACUGGUUAGAUAUUCAGCUACGUUGGGGUGAUUAUGAUUCACAUGAUGUUGAACGUUAUGCGAGAGCAAAAUUUCUUGAUUAUACCACAGAUAACAUGUCGAUUUACCCUUCGCCAACCGGUGUUUUAAUUGCAAUAGACCUGGCGUAUAAUUUAUAUAGUGCAUAUGGAAACUGGUUCCCUGGUAUGAAACCGCUGAUUCGACAAGCCAUGGCUAAAAUCAUCAAGGCCAAUCCUGCUUUUUAUGUGUUGCGUGAGCGUAUUCGUAAAGGUCUUCAGUUGUAUUCAUCUGAACCUACGGAGCCAUAUUUGACAUCGCAAAAUUAUGGCGAAUUAUUCAGCAAUCAGAUUAUUUGGUUUGUAGACGACACGAAUGUGUAUAGAGUGACGAUUCAUAAGACAUUUGAAGGGAAUUUAACAACAAAGCCUAUCAAUGGUGCCAUUUUCAUUUUUAAUCCACGAACUGGCCAACUUUUUUUAAAAAUCAUCCAUACAAGUGUAUGGGCUGGGCAGAAACGCUUAAGUCAGUUAGCUAAGUGGAAAACAGCUGAAGAAGUAGCAGCUCUUAUUCGGUCUUUGCCAGUUGAGGAACAACCACGUCAAAUUAUCGUAACACGGAAAGCCAUGUUGGACCCUCUGGAAGUCCACUUGCUUGACUUUCCGAAUAUUGUUAUCAAGGGAUCGGAAUUGAUGCUACCGUUUCAGGCUAUCAUGAAGGUAGAAAAAUUCGGUGAUCUGAUUUUGAAAGCAACUGAACCACAGAUGGUCUUGUUCAACUUAUAUGACGAUUGGCUAAAGACUAUCUCCAGUUACACAGCAUUUUCACGUGUUAUAUUGAUAAUGCGCGGUAUGCACAUCAACCCUGACAAAACGAAAGUGAUUUUAAAACCAGACAAGACAACAGUAACAGAGCCUCAUCAUAUAUGGCCGUCUUUAAGUGACGAAGAUUGGAUUAAGGUUGAAUUAGCUCUGAAGGAUAUGAUUUUGGCGGAUUAUGGCAAAAAAAAUAAUGUUAAUGUUGCAUCACUGACACAAAGUGAAGUACGAGAUAUUAUUCUGGGUAUGGAAAUCAGUGCACCAUCAGCUCAACGUCAACAAAUAGCUGAUAUUGAAAAGCAAACAAAGGAGCAGAGCCAAGUAACAGCUACCACAACCCGCACAGUCAACAAGCACGGCGAUGAAAUCAUAUCUGCAACAACAAGCAAUUAUGAGAGCCAAACAUUUGCUUCGCGCACUGAAUGGCGAAUCCGCGCAAUUAGCGCUACAAAUUUGCAUUUGCGAACACAACACAUAUAUGUUAAUUCGGAUGACGUUAAAGACACUGGCUAUACAUACAUCUUGCCGAAAAAUGUAUUGAAAAAGUUCAUCAUCAUUGCAGAUUUAAGAACUCAGGUUGCUGGUUAUCUCUAUGGGAUAUCGCCACCUGAUAAUCCACAGGUAAAAGAAAUUCGCUGCAUUGUUCUACCACCACAAUGGGGUACUCAUCAGUUGGUGCAUCUUCCCAACCAAUUACCCACUCAUGAAUUCAUCAAAGAUCUCGAACCACUUGGAUGGAUGCAUACUCAACCGAAUGAAUUGCCUCAGCUAUCACCGCAAGACGUAACAUCACAUGCAAAGAUUUUGUUAGAAAAUGAAAGUUGGGAUGGUGAAAAGACGGUUAUUAUUACUUGCAGUUUCACUCCGGGUUCGGUAUCGUUAACUGCUUACAAACUGACGCCCAGUGGUUUUGAAUGGGCUCGAAAUAACACAGAUAAGCAGAGUAAUAAUCCCAAGGGUUAUCUUCCAUCGCAUUAUGAAAAAGUUCAGAUGCUUCUAUCUGAUCGUUUUCUUGGCUAUUUUAUGGUACCAUCGUCUGGAAUAUGGAAUUAUAAUUUCAUGGGCGUUCGACACGAGGCAAAUAUGCGCUAUGAUUUGAUGUUAACCAAUCCCAAAGAAUUCUAUCAUGAAGACCACCGACCACUGCAUUUCCAAAACUUCAAAGGAUUCGAUGAUCCGUUAGGUGUGGCUGCUGCCGACCGAGAAGAUAUUUUUGCUUGA